AUGGAAAAUUUGGAUCGUCUAGGAUACGAUAUGUUGGAAAUUCAAUCAACGUCAACAAAUCAAAAAAAUAAUCAUUUUAAAGCUAUAGCAAAAUCGUUAUUAUUGACAAUGGAAAUUAACGAUUGGUUAAAUGAUUAUAUAUGCUCAAUAUUGCAUAUAACAAAUGGACAAGAUCUAAAUUUUACAAAACAUUUGAGAAAAUUAUGUACUAAAGAAUGGCAAAAACAUUAUGAUAAUUAUAAAAAAAUGUGGAUAGAUAAAUAUCCGAAUAAUAAUACAAAAGCAUUCGAUUUUCAAAAUGAAAUCGAAAAAUUUCGUUCAGAAGAUUAUUAUCGAUUAGAUAUGUGCUUUUUAGUUAAUCAAGCACUAGCUAAUGCAUUUGGUAUUCCAAUAUACAUUAUACGAGGAAUUCGUGAAGAAAAUCCAGUUGAAACAAUUAAACCACUUUUUAUUGCUCGUUCAGGUGUCAAUAUUGUUUUAAUCUCUAGUCAAAAAAAUGAUGGACAUUAUGAUGUCGCAGUAUUGAAAGGUCAUCCGCAAACGUUAAAAAAGCAUCGUAACGUGACAUUUGAUGAAAAACCUGAAAUAAGAUCAUUUAAAGCCGAUGAUGAGCAAAUACGGCCAACUGGCCUACCAAAUGCAUCACAAACACCAACUAUGAAUAAUUUAUCAACCAUGAGACAACCUAAUAAUGGACUUAUUCUAAAUACCGGUACACAAUUCUAUCCACAAUUUACAUUACCAACAACGAUUUAUCCAUUUAAUAACUAUUUUCUACAACCGUAUAUGCCACAAAUGAUGCCAACACCGAAUAAUGAUGUCAAACUAUCGCCAUCAUUGACACGUACAACAUCUCCAAAUCCAAAACAUACAAAUAUGAAUAAUUCGACAACAAAUACAUCACUAACAGUACCGACAACAAUGCCAAUGGUUUUACAAACACCCGCUGGCUUAUCAACAAUGUCGUAUGGAACACCAACACCUUACAUGCAAUUGCCACCAACACAAACAACAUUUAUGUAUAAUACAGGAAUGCAUCAAUCGAAUGUGCCGACUGUAUCUCCUGGUACAUUUUUCUAUACAACUUCACCCUAUUCAAUCUAA
Molecule: messenger RNA, 1104 nt
Organism: Didymodactylos carnosus
Lineage: Eukaryota; Metazoa; Rotifera; Eurotatoria; Philodinida; Philodinidae
Source: the annotation of a GenBank genome assembly